Molecule: messenger RNA, 4487 nt
Organism: Electrophorus electricus (electric eel)
Lineage: Eukaryota; Metazoa; Chordata; Actinopteri; Gymnotiformes; Gymnotidae
Source: RefSeq, a predicted model, not a curated record
GUGUCGAUCGUGUUCGUGUUCCUGUGAGAGAGAAUGUUCUUGAGAUCUUUCGCUUUUUUACGUUGCAAUGUUGUCCUAAGCGGACUAGAGUUGACGGAUGCGUUUGUCUUAAAAAGACGGCGUUGCACCUGCCAUAUUUCUCGGCGCGACAAAUUUAUAUUAGUAACUAGAAGGCUCCGAAAGAAAACAAAACAAGCUUGUUGCAUGUUAUUUUAGCUGGGCAGAAAGACUGUGCCCUCGAAUUGUUAACCGUAUGUCCACAGAGGAACUGUCCACCUCGGACAGCGAGGCUGCCCUCGCCGGAGCCGGGGAGCGGUGGGCACCCGUGGGCGCCGUCGCAAACCCCGAGGAUGAACGGGGGAAAAGACGCUCGCUGGAGGCGACGGGAACCGGGCCGGCGUCGACGGGCGAGCCAGACACGGCGCUGCGGCUACGGAAGCUGGAGGAAGAGCAGGAGCAGUUGAAUUCGUCGCUCCUGGCCCUCACCUCGCACUUCGCCCAGGUGCAGUUUCGCCUCAAGCAGAUUGUCCGCGCGCAGAGCGAGGAGAAGGAGAGGAUGCUCGCAGAGCUCGAGGAGUUCGCGUUCAAGGGGUGUCCGCACGUGCUCGGCUGCCGGGCGCAAGAUGCCACAAUGCUGGAGGGUUCUGAGAAGCUGAGCGAGCGAGAGAAACGGGAGCGGCUGGAGGCUCAGAGGGAGAAACAGAAGGAGCUGAUCGUUCAGUUGAAGACGCAGUUGGAUGACCUGGAGCGCUUCGCCUACCAGGAGGGCAGCUAUGACUCACUCCCACAGUCAGUUGUCAUGGAGAGGCAAAAGGUGAUCAUUGACGAGCUGAUUAAGAAGCUAGACGUGAACCUAAAUGAGGACAUCGGAAAGCUAAGCCCCGAGGAGCUUCGGCAGAGAGUGGACGCUGCCAUCGCCCACAUCGUCAACCCCGUCCGGGUCAAAGAGCAGCUGGUCGAGCAGCUCAAAACCCAGAUCAGGGACUUGGAGAUGUUUAUUGACUUCAUUCAAGAUGAGGUGGGGAACCCCCUGCUGUCUGAUGGGGGGAAAGGCCCACAGGCUCGAGUGCCCGGCCCCGCGCCACGAACCCAGGGAGGAAUGAAGCAGGGUGCUGGGGACCCUGAGCAGGCGGCAUGGAUUCGUGACACAGGCCUGCAGCUCAUCCAGAGAGCCCUGGCCGUGCUGCAGAUCUUUGCCCUGAGCCAGUUCGGCUGCUCGGCCAACCGCAUGCCCCAGAGCAUGUGGCCUCAGGGGGAAGCCACCAGCGACUACGGCCCCUUGCUGCAGGGACUCGAGAUCGCCGUGGAGCGUGUGCGCUUCCAGGCGUCCCGCCGGCAACCAGCUGCCCCUGACGAGCACGUGGUGAGCUACGCAUCCGUCCUGCCCCCAGGGGGUGGCCAGGACGAGUUGACAGGCACCGUGCGGAAAGAGCUGGCACUGGCCCUGCGGGACCUGCUGGCGCACGGGCUGUACGCACCAUCGCAGGGCAUGAGCCUGGUGCUGGCACCCAUCUCCUGCCUGCUGCCCCUCAACGCCUCCCCCCGCACCCUGCACCCUUGGGAGCUCUUCGUCAAGUACUAUGAGGCUAAGAAUGGCCAGGCCUUCGUGGAGUCGCCUGCCCGGCAGCUCUCGCAGUCCUUCAGCCUGCCAGUAGAGGGCGGUGCAGCGGCGGUGACACCCAAGCAGUCGCUGCUGUGGGCCGUGCACAGCGUCCUACGCGAGCAUGGACGCUACAAGCGCAGCGCCGACUCGGAGUUCAAGGCCCUGGUGUGCCUGGCGCUGAACGAGCAGCGCCUGGUGUCCUGGCUCAACCUGCUGUGCAAGUCCGGCACGCUGGUGCACGCCCACUACCAGCCCUGGAGCUACAUGGCCCAGACAGGCUUUGAGGGUGCCCUGCGCAUCCUCGGCCGUCUCAGCCACCUCAGGUUCAACCUGCCAGUGGACUUGGCUGUGCGCCAGCUCAAAAACAUUAAGGAUGCUUUCUGAGCACAGAGCCCCCACCGGGAACCUCAGCCUGGGCUCGCGGCCCUUGAGAGGUCAGGCAGGGGCAUGCUGGAGUGGGAGGUGACUUUUAUGUUUGUGGUACCUGAGUUAACUCGAGGUGCUCUAUGUUAACAAUUUCUCUUCUGAGAAGCUUAGUUACACAUCUGUCAAAUUGCACUCUUAGGACACAUUCAAUGAUGAAUCACUACAUUUCAUAAGAGGGUUUCCGAACUGGACAAAAUCUCGCCAAAUCUAAAGCACUUUUGACAUACUUAUUAGUUUAGGUGCAAUAUCAUCUUUUUUUUCUUUAAUUUCAAGUUGUAAAGAUGAAAAGGCCGAUAUGCGUCUAUGCUGCAAACUAACAUCCUGUCCUACACUAACAUUCUCACUCUGCAAACUAACAUUCUGUACUACACUAACCUUCUUCACCCCGUUUACUAAUAUUCUUCUCUGUGCAUAAUAAAUUCUCACAUUGCAAUCUAAGGUUGUCGUGCAGAGACACCCUACACACAAACAUUUUCGUGCAUCCAGAAGCCCUGCAUAUUAACAUGCACACCCAUUUAAAACACUCAACACAGAUCCAUAACUACCAACGUGUUCCUUUUUAAAGCUGUUACCAAAAUCUUCUAAGAAGCUGCAUGAUUCGAACAUUUCAACGCAAGUGCAUUUUUGGGACAUUGUGUGUCCUGUUGACUAUGCUGCACCCAUGUAAGGUAUGUGUGUUUGCUGACAUGCCCCCCCCCCAACUCACCUCUGAAUUCUCUUCCAACCACUUUGGGCUUGUCCAGACGGAUAUCUGAGGCGCCGCUGCUGUAUUUCCUACACGGAUGUUCACUGUUUGGCCAAUCCUCUGCUUUUGACAUUGCAGACACAACUCUUGCAUUGCAGUCCAGUCAUAACAGUGUGGUCUUAACAUUAUAUUGUAAUACUGUAGCAUACUUACUUCGCUCUGCUAAGGACCAUGUAAAAGUCCUAAUUUGACAUUCACAUGGCGUUGAAAUAUUGGUUUAACAGCUCCUGUAACACAAUAAAAUUAUUUCCUACUGCUCCUGUUCUUACUGAUUGUGCUUCCCUGUGAAGUGGGAGUGUUGUACUGUGUGCCAAUACUGUAACACUACCUGUUACAAUACUAUAACGCUUCCUGUUACAAUACUGUAACACUACCUGUUACAAUGCUAUAACGCUCCCUGUUACAAUACAGUAACCCUACCUGUUACAAUACUGUAACACUACCUGUUACAAUGCUGUAGCACUACCUGCCAACCUCAUCUGAUGCAUGAGCUGUAGGCCCUUUAGAUGCUGAAGAUCUGACGGAAGGAGAGCCCAUGUGCUCAAGUUGUAGGACCAAACCAUAUCACAACGUCACACUCUAUGCUUAGGAGAAUCUUUGGGGGAAGGCAGGAAGUGGGAGUUCUUUCUUAUAUAUAAAGUCCUGUGUGGGUUGUGCUUACAGCGUAAAGCAUUGCUUCCAUUUCACACUGAUGGACUGAAAACAAGCCCCGUUGUCAACAUCUGGGCCACCUCCUCUGAAGGUGGUGGGAUUUAAUUCUAGCCCUUUGGUACCAUGACAGAUGUCUGUCUGCUGCUACAGAAGUGCUUUUAAUAGCGGUUUAAAAUGAAUGUGUAUCAAAAACGUUACUGGGGUCGGUUGCUGUAUGUUGAUCCUGACCUGGGAAUACACUGUUCUGAAGUUGCUGUGUUCACCGUUGUGUCGAGGUACUGCAGAAUGUUUCUACUAUGAUUGCCAUGAAGUCAGGAAUGUUUCUUCCAUGCCACUGUGCCCAGCUCCUGAUUUAGAGAGUGGUCUUUCCUCCAACUUUAUUAUGUCUUUAUCCUACAUUACAUUUGACAUGGUCCACUGGCUGUGAUGAGUGCAUUGCCUGCUUUUAACUAAUUACUCAGUUAAUCACGCAGUUCUAAUUUGCUCACACAAUACAUUUCAGCCUGACAGACUCUAUUUACCUUCUGAUUUGGUUAUUCCUGAGAUUGUACACGUGUGUGAUUUUUCAAAUAUAAGACUUAAGACUAAUUGAAAUAGCUGGGUACCAUAUAUCCAAUGGGUCAACACAGAGAUUGUUUAAUCUUAUUAACACUGUAUUUCAUCUUGCAUAAUUAGCACUUUUUCAGGUAUCUAAUUUCAAAAUGUUAGUGUCAAAUGUUAGUUUUUAGGUUUAUUGUGUUGUAGUCUUGCAUUUGUAAAAUUCAUUCUUUGUUUUGUAAAUUUUGUUUUUGUAUAUAUAUAUUUGUUUUGUUAUGAUAUAGUAGUUUUUUUUCCAGAGCUUUUUUUGUUACUUAUGUGGUCUGGUUCAUCUCACAAAUUGUGGAAGUUACUUUAGUGAUAUUUGAUUCAACCGAAUUGAUCCUAUUGCUGUAUUUAAACAAUCACUAAUGGGACAAUGAGAGGUUUUGUCUAUUUUUAUUUAAUAAACUUUGAAUGUAUUAAGUAGCCAAUAUAUCUGAAACGGAAUAAAAUUUAAACGCAUCCUUGAUAUGCUCCAUCUCA